ACCUGCAAUGCCCAAUUCCCAAUUCCAUCUUAGACCUUAGAAGAGCGGAAUUUAUGGCAACUUUAAGACCUACUAAGACAACGAUGGCAGCCUCGCCCAUCUCCCCGCCCUGUUGUGCCUGAUCUUGCGUUCCUCCUCGCCUCCUCUUCAUGAUCUCAUCUGUUUCGCCCGUCGCUUCGCCUCACGCUGCAGGCCAAGUCGCAAUCCUCUUCACCGCAGGCCGAGCCGCAAUCCUGUCCGCCGGAAGCCGUAGGCCGCGUCGCCUGCCCUCGGACCUCUCCGCCUCGUCCCGGAGGCUGCAUCGCCAUUCGAUCCGCCUCACGCCGCUGGCUUGCAGUUCCAGCCUCAGAUCUUGCCACUCCUCCGUGGUUUACUUGCUUUCAGGUAUUCAUAAGUAUUGAUGACACUCAUUCUCUCUGACCUUCACUAGCUUCACAUAUGUUUGAAGUUCCUUUGCCAUCAGCUAAAAGUCCUCAUCUUCGUCGAGCUGGUAGCAGACCUAUUUUCACUGAUCAGGGCUUAGUUUUCCUGACAGAGGUAAAUGAGAUGAAGAGUCCAAGCAUGGCAGCAUCUGGUGUUGCAAUGAUGCCAUCACCAGUUUUCUUGUGGAGAUUUAAGGUUGUAUUGUUUCUCUUGUGGGGCAUCAGUUGUUGUAAGAUAGGCUGGGACUCUGUAAUGCGAAUGAAUGCAGAUAAACGAGAUUUGUUUCUUUACGAGGCCUUUUUGUAUUUUAAUCCACUUCUUCUUGUGACGUUGAUGGUUUGGCUUUGGGGAGUGAAUCUAUGGAUUUUUUCUCAUUCAUCUGUUAACUAUGCAAAAGUAUUUGAUCUUGACCACACUCAUCUCACACAUCGGGAGAUAUGGAAGUGUGCAACCUGGAUGACCAUCAUUGUUCCUACGAGUAUGGCAGCUUAUCUUUAUUUGUAUUCACAUGGCGAAGUAUCACUAGCUGCAUCACAACCAGUUAUUCUAUACGCAGCCAUUCUAAUGGUUCUCAUAUUCCCCUUUGAGAUCUUUUACUUGCCAUCCCGCUACUACUUGUUAAGGACUGUAUGGCGUAUAAUGCUUCCAUUACAGGCAAUCACAUUUUCUGAUUUCUUCUUGGCGGAUAUCAUGACAUCAAUGUCAAAGGUAUUCUCUGAUUUAGAGCGUUCAGUUUGUCGGAUGGUUAACAAACAGGUUGCAACAAUAGCUUGGUUUGAGGCUGAUUCUGUAUGUGGCAGUCACUCUGUUGUAAUCCCUGUGGUGCUUGUCUUUCCCUAUUUAUGCCGUUUUUUCCAGUGCUUACGUCAAUAUAAGGAUACCAGAGAAAGGACAUGCCUUUUUAAUGCUUUAAAAUAUUCAACUGCAAUCCCUGUGAUUUUUCUUUCGGCUCUCAAGUAUCAUGUCUUCCCAGACAGUUGGACCAAAUUUUACCGCCCUCUUUGGCUUAUUUCUAGUGUCAUAAACUCAUUAUAUUCAUUUUAUUGGGAUGUGACUCGGGAUUGGGAUUUGAGUGUGUUCACUCGUAUCUUCAAGUUUAAAAAUCCACAUAUUUGCACAAACCUUCUUUAUGGACGAAAAUGGGUCUAUUAUUGGGUGAUCGGAAGCAACUUAAUUUUUCGAUGCACAUGGACCUACAAGCUCUCGGCACAUCUUCGGCACAACUAUUUGACUGUUUUUACGAUAACAGCUUUGGAGAUCAUGCGGCGGUUCCAGUGGAUUUUCUUUCGCGUUGAAAAUGAAUGGAACAAGAUAACGUCAAGCAAGCCAAGUUUGGAACUCUCCGGCAACGAAAUCCCAAAGGAGGAAGAUAGGCUACUUGGAUCUGCCACCCACAACGUGUAAAUGAUUGUGGUUUAAAUUGAUCGAUCCAGCUUGAGAAAAUUUUGUAGCCAUUUGCGGUUCUCUAUUUCUUUGGUUGCUAUUUUAUGGUCUCACCAAAAAUUCUUUGGAGAAUCUAGAGGGCCUGCACGCAACAGUAAGGGCAUCAAACCUUAGCAGGCCAUAUAUAUAAUUCUUACAAAAUUAUUUUCCAACAGCAUAAUAUUGUAAUCAAAGCAUAAAUUCGUUGGUUUCUUUUUCCAAAUUAUGGGGACUUGUUCAGAUUCCGAACCAAA
Messenger RNA from Musa acuminata AAA Group (dessert banana), 2099 nucleotides. RefSeq lists its product as uncharacterized. Gene Ontology annotation, cellular component: cytoplasm; membrane. Bases 439 to 1827 code for a protein of 462 amino acids. The record is from RefSeq and is a predicted model, not a curated record. The transcript has 14 exons. NCBI's taxonomy places the organism in Eukaryota, Viridiplantae, Streptophyta, Magnoliopsida, Zingiberales, Musaceae.